Messenger RNA from Paramecium sonneborni, 1488 nucleotides. The record is from the annotation of a GenBank genome assembly. Lineage: Eukaryota; Ciliophora; Oligohymenophorea; Peniculida; Parameciidae.
UCUUGUAAAUAAUUUUGAAGACUGAAUUAAAUCAAAAAUGAUGAAAAACUUGGUAAAUUUUAUAUGAAAUCUAGAUUUAAAAAACCAUAUUUAUAUAGAGUACAUCUUGAUAAUGUUUUAUUUGAUCAUUAAUUUAAAUAUCUUAAGAGAUUAAAUAUUUUAAUUUAUGAGUGCUGAUUCGGAGGAACAGAAUAGGUAAAUUAAGAUGUAGAUGAUAUUGAAGGGAUGUUUCAAAUGACCCAAAACCUGGCAAUAAGAAAGCACAAGAAUAUGCAGAGGAUUGGGGGUAUUAAGGGAACCCAUCACCACGAUUUACACCUAUGCCCUAUCCAUAAGUAUUUCCUUCCAUAUGUCCUCCUCCUUUUGAAUUAGAGAAACAAGGUAUGAGGAUAAUAUGCUAUAAAAGUCUAUCAUGAUUAUGAUCCAUAGAAAUAUCCCCAAAUGAACAGCGAUAGGAAAGGGCAAAGUAGAUAUGCUUAUCCAUAGCAUUGUUUAGGUGAAGUUCCGCAAAUGGAUCACAUUGACGAUGAUCCACAUCGUAUUCCUGUGCCUUAUCCUUUCGGCUAUUAUCCACCUAUGAAAUACCCGCCACAACCAAUGUUUAUGAAAUAUCCACCACCCUCACAUCAAGGUUAGCCAUAUAUGGUUCCACCAAAUCCAUGGUAUCCUCCAAGACCAUAAUAAUAAUUAAUGCCUCCUUUUUGUUACUAUCCGUAAUCUCAAUAUGAUGGAACAUAAUGUUAAAAUACUGUUUCCAAAGAACUCUAAUCUAAAGUGUUUUAGUUGGUUUAAUAUUAAAAAGUUUCAGAUUUCUAAUGUAAUUGUAAAAAAAGCAAAUGUCUGAAACUCUAUUGUGAAUGCUUUGCUAAUAACUGGGUAUUAAAAUUCUUAACUAUUAUUAUAAAAGGUAUGUUCUCAAAGUUGCAAUUGCUAAGAUUGUAAAAAUAGAAUUGAUAAUCCUUAAGAAAGAUCAAAAGCAAUUGAAGAAGCAUUACUUAGAAAUCCAGAUGCUUUUGCUUAAUGUUUUCAAUAAAAAGGUUAAACUUAAUUCUCUGUUUAAUAACAAGGUUAUUUUACUUUUUUAUUUUGACUAGAUAAACCACUCAAAGAACCAAUUAAAGAAAACCCUAAUAUUACUAGAAAAGGUUGUAAUUGUAAGAAAUCAGGAUGCAAAAAGAAAUAUUGUGAAUGUUAUAGUCAAAAUCUAAAGUGUAGUGAUCUCUGCAAAUGUGAAUAAUGCCUUAAUAGAACUGAUGCAGAAAUAUAAGCAUAAUAAGAUAUUGCCUAAGUCUUGAAUUCCUAAGAUUAAGUCAAUGUGGAUAUUAAAGUGAAUCAAAAAUCAAAAAAAAUAAAAAAAAUUGGAAAUGAAGAUAAAAGCGAUUCUCAGAAACCUGUAGUAUAAUUGAAAAUAAAUCUUAAUAAUAAUAGCAGUCGGAAAAAAUAAGAUAAAAAAUGAAGAAUAACCAUUAUAUUUAAUUCAUCUAUUCC